CGUCGGCUGUCGUGUAUUAGCUCCAACAUGGCGGCCAGGCUCAUUGUCACCCUGACGUGCUUCGCUCUCUGUCAAUCCACCCCGGUCCUCUUAAACGGUGUAAUAUACCGCGAAGGACGCAACUUUCCGGUCAAUGCUGCAAACAUACCAAAUGUCAUCGACAUACAGUUUCACCCGGGCCAGGGGUACGCCGAAGUAUAUCCAGGAAAUGCUAUCGCUCAAGCAGAAGCUUACGAAUAUCCCGUUAACACUGCUGCCUUCGCUUCGGCACAUAACGGACAAUAUUUCCCUAUUCCCCCACCGGCUACCGUAGUAUCGUAUCAAAACUUCGAAGCACCACCCGGUGUGGGAUACAUAAUACCAACAACAGCGCAAUCCACCGCCGCUGUUCAUGGUAAUCAUGAGUUCGCCACAUCCUCCGCUACCAACUAUGGAUCUGGUUCGGCGCAAUCCUCUGCACAAACUCAGGGUACCGGUACAUACGGAGUCACAUCUAACACUCACGUCUACGGUCAAGGAGUCGGUUCGGCAACAUCGACAGUGAACAACGGCCACGAAACGACUGUGACAACCGCUCAAACGCAAGGCAAUGGAUUGAGUUCAGCCACAUCGAAAACACAGAGCGGUCAUGGUACCACCUCGGCGGAAAGUCAAGUGAACGGUGCUCAUGGUUCAGCCUCAUCAUCUGUAAAGCAAGCGUCAGGGAAUUCUGUCGUUACAUCAGCAAACACCCUGGGCCAUGGAUCCUCAGCGAGCGCUAAUAUACAAAAGGCGCCAGGAAUUGGCUUCACCAAGACUACAAGCAAAAAAGGAGUUAAAUGGCAAUUCGGAACCCUGUAUGGUACACCAUCCAAUGUUGCAAAUGCUCAUGCUCAAAGUCAAUCGGGACCUGGAAUUGCUCAGUCAUCAGCUCAAACUAUCGGCCACGGAUCGGUCAAUGCAAACGCUAAUGCUAACGGAGCGGGACAUUCCACUUCAUCCGUCAAUAACUACGGACACGGCCCUAUUACCACUUCCGCUAAUGCACAUGGUCUUGGAAGCGCCACAUCUAGUGCCACCGAUGGACAUAACUCUGCAAACUCGGUUGCCAGCACUGAUUCUCAUGGGUUACCACACAUGGUUGCUAACCCUGUGGGACAAGUGCCUUCUUAUUCCCCUAACCAGGGAUACGGAAUGGUACAAUUGAUUCCAAAUGUCCACGUUCCAAAUGGCUACGUACAGUCCGUAGCUAACACUCAGGGUUACGGCACCGCCAACUCUGCAGCCAGCUCGCAAGGACCCUAUGGCCCCGUGCAGUCUACCGCUGACGUCAACGGUGCCGGAUACGCGCAUUCAGUUGCCAACGAUAAAUACGGUUCAGUGAACACCAUUGCUAACUCAGGUCACGGUUCUGCCAAAUCAUCUGCCAACGUCAAUCAUUUAGGAUACGGCUCAGUGAACUCCAAUGCUAAUGUGAAUGGUGCGGGCUACGCUAACUCAGCGGCAAACAGCAACGGAUACGGAUCGACUGUCUCGUCGGUUACUGGUAAAGGUUCAAGCAGCUCCAACGUUAUAUCUCAAGGGCCUAAUUAUGCUGGAUCUCAAACAAUCGCCAACGCCCAGUCGUCUGGCUCGGGUCACGCCAUGUCCUCAGCGAGGGCGCAGGGCGUGCACACCGCCUUCAGAGUUGUCAACUCGUCCGCUAACACCAACGGCUAUGGGUCUGCUACUGCGAACGCGCAGAGUUUGUGAAUAAGCGAAUUGUACCCACGAAGCAAUCACUUCAAGACGACUUAAUGUUUACUUGUCUUGAUGUUUUUGCAACA
Messenger RNA from Papilio polytes (common Mormon), 1805 nucleotides. Its product is annotated as hornerin-like. Lineage: Eukaryota; Metazoa; Arthropoda; Insecta; Lepidoptera; Papilionidae. Bases 28 to 1731 code for a protein of 567 amino acids. The transcript has 2 exons. The record is from RefSeq and is a predicted model, not a curated record.